Messenger RNA from Exophiala spinifera, 666 nucleotides. RefSeq lists its product as uncharacterized. Lineage: Eukaryota; Fungi; Ascomycota; Eurotiomycetes; Chaetothyriales; Herpotrichiellaceae. Gene Ontology annotation, molecular function: cysteine-type peptidase activity; deNEDDylase activity. The coding region runs from base 1 to 666 and encodes 221 amino acids. Gene Ontology annotation, biological process: proteolysis. The record is from RefSeq and is a predicted model, not a curated record. The transcript is spliced from 5 exons.
AUGGCUCCAAAGCUGGCUCCAGAAGAUGCUUACUUGAGUUUGACGCGAGAAGACAUAUCUGUGCUCAAGAAUGACUGGUUGACGGACAAUGUCAUCGCAUUUUGGGAAGAAUACCUGGAGCGCGAAUAUCUUGUCAACUUCAAACACUCUCACAUUGUCCUACUUCGCCCUACCAUGUCGUUUAUGCUCAUGCAAACGCCCGAUCCGCGGACAAUCAAGGACGCCCUCCCUGAUCUCACCAACGUCUCGCAUAUUUUCCUCCCGAUCAACGACAAUCACGCUGUUAAUGUCGCAGAGGGCGGGACUCAUUGGUCCCUGCUCCUUGUCUCGAUUGUCGAUGGAGUUGCCUUUCACUACGAUUCGAUGCCUCCUGGGAAUCAAUUCGAAGCACAUCACGUCACACAGAAGCUAUCGAGAUUGAUCAACAGGCCUCUUAAAUUCAUCCAUUUACAUGACAGUCCUCUACAGGAUAAUUCGUCGGACUGUGGAGUGUUUGUCUGUCUGAACAUGAGACAUUUAUUGCUGAAGCGACUUUUGAUGGUAAGGACCGACGCGAAGGUCAGCAUGAGUCUAGGUGGUAGGAAAGUGGAUGCAACUGCCGGCCGGAAAGAGAUGCUGCGGAUCAUUGAUGAGUUCAGAAAAGAGGGCGAGAGACGAAGAUCGUGA